AUGAGAGCCGAUCUUGAGUCUGCCCGCAUCAAAUCACUGCCGGACGAUGGCUUCUACAUAGCGAAUUUCAUCUCGGAGGAUGAAGAGGAGUUUCUCCUCCGAAAGGCCCUGUGGGGAGGUUGGGCGCUCAUUGGAACCCCGGCUAUAGAUAACGACUGCGCCGCUACCCCGCUGGACUCAUCUAGCUCACCGGCGUCUUCAAUCCUGGCCCUCGGCCCUGACUAA
This is a messenger RNA of Aspergillus luchuensis, 225 nucleotides long. RefSeq lists its product as uncharacterized. The coding region runs from base 1 to 225 and encodes 74 amino acids. The record is from RefSeq and is a predicted model, not a curated record. Lineage: Eukaryota; Fungi; Ascomycota; Eurotiomycetes; Eurotiales; Aspergillaceae. The transcript has 2 exons.